Molecule: messenger RNA, 3745 nt
Organism: Hypanus sabinus (Atlantic stingray)
Lineage: Eukaryota; Metazoa; Chordata; Chondrichthyes; Myliobatiformes; Dasyatidae
Exons: 5
Coding region: 57-1730 (557 amino acids)
Source: RefSeq, a predicted model, not a curated record
UGUGUAUUCGGAACGAGGUGUCGGUGGUGUGUAUUCAGAAUGAGUUGUUGGAGACGAUGGUAGUGUGUGUUCGGAAUGAGGUGACGGUGAUGUGUAUUCGGAAUGAGUUGUUGGAGAUGAUGGUGGUGUGUAUCUGGAAUGAGGUGUCGGUGGUGUGUAUCCGGAACGAGGUGUCGGGGGUGUGUAUUCGGAAUGAGGUGUCGGUGGUGUGUAUUCGGAAUGAGGUGUCGGGGAUGUGUAUUCGGAAUGAGGUGUCGGUGGUGUGUAUUCGGAAUGAGGUGUCGGUGGUGUGUAUUCGGAAAGAGGUGUCGGUGGUGUGUAUUCAGAAUGAGUUGUUGGAGACGAUGGUAGUGUGUGUUCGGAAUGAGGUGACGGUGACGUGUAUUCGGAAUGAGUUGUUGGAGAUGAUGGUGGUGUGUAUCUGGAAUGAGGUGUCGGUGGUGUGUAUUCGGAACGAGGUGUCGGGGGUGUGUAUUCGGAAUGAGGUGUCGGUGGUGUGUAUUUGGAAUGAGGUGUCGGUGGUGUGUAUUUGGAAUGAUGGGUCGGUGAUGUGUAUUUGGAAUGAGGUGUCGGUGGUGUGUAUGUGGAAUGAUGGGUCGGUGAUGUGUAUUCGGAAUGAGGUGUCGGUGGUGUGUAUGUGGAAUGAGGUGUCGGUGGUGUGUAUUCGGAAUGAGGGGUCGGUGAUGUGUAUUUGGAAUGAGGUGUCGGUGAUGUGUAUUCGGAAUGAGUUGUUGGAGACGAUGGUAGUGUGUGUUCGGAAUGAGGUGACGGUGAUGUGUAAUCGGAAUGAGUUGUUGGAGAUGAUGGUGGUGUGUAUCUGGAAUGAGGUGUCGGUGGUGUGUAUUCGGAACGAGGUGUCGGGGGUGUGUAUUCGGAAUGAGGUGUCGGUGGUGUGUAUUCGGAAUGAGGUGUCGGUGGUGUGUAUGUGGAAUGAGGUGUCGGUGGUGUGUAUUUGGAAUGAGGUGUCGGUGGUGUGUAUGUGGAAUGAGGUGUCGGUGGUGUGUAUUCAGAAUGAGUUGUUGGAGACGAUGGUAGUGUGUGUUCGGAAUGAGGUGACGGUGAUGUGUAUUCGGAAUGAGUUGUUGGAGAUGAUGGUGGUGUGUAUCUGGAAUGAGGUGUCGGUGGUGUGUAUUCAGAAUGAGUUGUUGGAGACGAUGGUAGUGUGUGUUCGGAAUGAGGUGACGGUGAUGUGUAUUCGGAAUGAGUUGUUGGAGAUGAUGGUGGUGUGUAUCUGGAAUGAGGUGUCGGUGAUGUGUAUUUGGAAUGAUGGGUCGGUGAUGUGUAUUUGGAAUGAGGUGUCGGUGGUGUGUAUUUGGAAUGAGGUGUCGGUGGUGUGUAUUUGGAAUGAGGUGUCGGUGGUGUGUAUUUGGAAUGAUGGGUCGGUGAUGUGUAUUUGGAAUGAGGUGUCGGUGGUGUGUAUUUGGAAUGAGGUGUCGGUGGUGUGUAUUUGGAAUGAGGUGUCGGUGGUGUGUAUGUGGAAUGAGGUGUCGGUGAUGUGUAUUUGGAAUGAUGGGUCGGUGAUGUGUAUUUGGAAUGAGGUGUCGGUGGUGUGUAUUUGGAAUGAGGUGUCGGUGGUGUGUAUUUGGAAUGAGGUGUCGGUGGUGUGUAUUUGGAAUGAUGGGUCGGUGAUGUGUAUUUGGAAUGAGGUGUCGGUGGUGUGUAUGUGGAAUGAGGUGUCGGUGGUGUGUAUCUGGAAUGAGCUGCCAGUGGAAAUGGUGGGGUGUUUUUGAAAUGAGCUGCCAGCGGGCACCUUAGUAACACUUAAAAUUCACUGGACUGGUACAUGGAAAGGGGAGGUGAACAAAGUUAGCAGCCAGCUGAGGGCACAUGGGACUAGUUUGCUACGUAACACAGUGCGCAUGGCUGAACUCAGCUAAUGGUAUGAUUCUAAAUACUGUCCUUUCCAGCAAUACCCAACCCCAAAAAAUUAAUUUAAAGAUGUGCUGACAUACUACUGCAUUGUACAAUGCUAAUGUGAAGAAACCUGAAGUCUUGUUUCAUGUGGAUAAUUGUGUGGUUUAAUUAAUCAUGUGGAAAUGCUGUGCUAUUGUUUUAACUUGACACAGUAGCCACCAUUCAGCUCAUUGAGUCCUGCUGACUCCUAGAAGAACUGUCCAUCAAUACCACUCAUUUUCCUUUACAGGAAGUCCCCGGGUUACGUACGAGUUCCAUUCCUGAGUCCAUCUUUAAGUCAGAUUUGUACACAAGUCGGAACAAGUACAUCCAGUAUUAUUUAGCGUCAGUUAGUCAAACGUUUAUCUUAGUAUAUAGUAUAUAUUUUACCUUUCUAUGCAUAUAAAACACUUAAGAAACGUAUGUAUUUCAAUAAUUAAACCACUGCAUUGCUUGGUAAUAAUUGUAGCUUUCAUCAGGGCAGGGCCUUUCACAUGCUCCAUUAUCCUCACUUUAUCCUUUAAAAUUGUUCCGAUUGUUGACCGACUGUAGCCUAAUGACCGAUGGCGUUUCAGCCCUUUCCAAACGCUUUAUUAUUUCCACUUUAUUUUCAAUCGCGAUCGCUUCCUGUCAAUGGAACAGAAACACUGCGGGCGGUGGGUCCAGAGCUGCACCGACUCCCGAGGUCCACUGGGUCCUAAGGACCGCCGCUCUGAAUCCCCCGGGUUCGAAAGUCUAGCGCACUGAGACAGGCUAAAUGGGUAUUUGAUCCUCCACAAUAUUCCGUGUGGGAAUUUAAACCGGAGGUGGCAGUGUUUUUUUACGAGGUCGAGUUGCGAGUUCGACAUCAAUCUGGUACGGAUGGUACGGGAGUCACUGGAUCAACAUCAACACAGCACGGGAGUGGUCUGUCACUGGAUCGAACUCGCAAACCUCCGUUCUCCAGCCCGGCGCUGAUCUCACUGCACCACCAGCUGACCAAAACGGUGGGGGGGGGGGGGUCAGCGUGAAUCUUACUAAGAAAAAUUUAAGCCAAAUACAAAGUUAAACACUCAACACAGUGUCAACAGCAACGACUUAAAAUGGCGGACGGCGUUCUCCUUCCUCGGUUCGUAAAUACGAGUUGUCCGUAAGUCCGACGUUCGUAACUUGUGGACUCUCUCCCUUUGAUUCUUUUACCAUUUACAUUCACUAGCAGUAAUCCACAGCAUCAAGUAACCUUUGAACAAAACCUUAGCAUGUAUUAGGAAAUCUAAAUAUCCAGGAAUAACCCAUGGGGCCAUAAAGAGAAUGUAGUGACCACACACACACACUCCAGCACCACCUGUGCAGCCCGAGAAUAAUGUUAACAUUAGAAGUGGGGAAGUGGUGCCCCGUACAGAGAGGAAAUCAGCACAAUCUCAAUGGUGCACCGAUAGCACACACCAGAGGGCAUAUGUACAAAAUUGAGGGAGGGAAGUUUGGGGGAGACAUCAGGGGUAAAUUGUUGUUGUUGUUGUUGCUGUUUUUCUUAAAUAUAUAAACACAGUGGGUUGUGAGUGCCUGGAAUGACUUGCCAGGGAUGGUGGUGGAGGCUAAAACAUUAGGGGUAUUUAAGAUCCUCUUGGACAGGCACAUGGAUGAAAGAAAAAUCGAGGGUUAAGGGGUAGUGUGGGUUUAGUACUUUUUUUUAAAGGAUUAUAUGGGUUGGCACAACAUGGAGGGCUGAAGGGCCUGUACUGUGCUGUGAUGCUCUAUGGUGCUAAGAAUCAGACCACACAGUUUACCCUGUCUGAGCUGCUGCACAGUCACAGUCAGCACUUCAGACUGCCUUCCUUCAAUACCGUUCAGCAGACUGAGGGGGGAGUUUUGA